Molecule: messenger RNA, 204 nt
Organism: Nezara viridula (southern green stink bug)
Lineage: Eukaryota; Metazoa; Arthropoda; Insecta; Hemiptera; Pentatomidae
Source: the annotation of a GenBank genome assembly
AUGCUUUGGAGUGCAUUAGGAUAUCCUUCCCGAUCUAUGCACCCACCAGUUAAAAUUCGCCCAAACAAAUCUGCCCCAAAUAAAAAGUCGACUGGGCCAGAUUAUGUUGCUCGGUAUUGGGCUGGUCGGUAUACUGCCAGUAAUAUUAGGAGCAAUUUCUGCAUCGGUUAUGAGACUAGGAAACUAAAUGUAUUUGGGAACUAA